AUGGCCUUUGAUCGAGCAUCAUUAAGCCUCACAAGCCUCCCCAAUGAGCUUCUUUACAUGAUCACUAACGAUUUGGAUAUAGCAUCUGCCAGCAAACUGUCAAGAACAUGCAUAUCUUUCCACCAGGCCCUCAAGGAGCACAUAGAAGGGGAAAUGGCCAGGCAAGAUGCACUUCCACUGCAGCAAGAUUACGACCUGAUACAGCAGAAGCUCUCAUGUGGCAAGAACAUUGACAAACAGAUGAGUCCCGAGAAUAUCCCAGAAGAGAACAUGGCAUGGGCUGUCAAACGGGGCCGAGUUGAUAUCCUCCAGAGGUACCUCACAGCAGGCGUGGAUCCUAACUCCUACACGUUAUCUGGAAAGCCCAUGGUAUCGUAUGCAGCGUGCGAGGGGCAGGUCGAGUCCGCGAGAAUCUUACUACACUAUGGCGCUGACCCGUGCUUGCGCAAUCGGUGUGGGGUACAGACACCGCUAGGCUACGCAGUUUGUGGGAAGUUUGAUAAGUCCAGGCGAGUCGCCAUGAUAGAGCUCCUGCUGCGUGCCGGUGCGAAGAUCACCUCCCUCGAACACUUCAGGCUGAUUUGCUAUAUCCCUGAAGAUCCCGAGCCUCUUGUUCGGCUGGCUGUCAGGAGUGGGAGGGAAUUUCUGGCGUUGAGGGAUAGAUGUGGUCAGACCGUGCUGCAUAAGGUAGUCAGGUACAGCGCAGGCUUGACAGCUUUGAUUUUAGAGGCCGCACCUGAACUUUUGCACGAGCGGACAUCUGACGGCAAGACGGCUCUCCAUGUCGCCGUUGAGCACGGGUAUGAAGCGGCUGCCAGAUACUUGAUUGCACGGAAUGAGAUCACGAAUGAGGUAGACUCGCAUGGACAGACGGCGCUCCAUAUUGCGGUGAGUAGGGAUGUGACGACAGUCAAGCUUUUCACUAGCUGUCCGAACAUCGAGCUCAAUAGGUUGUCAGGGUCCCACCAAACACCGCUGGCUUUGGCCAUAAGCUACCAUUUAACAUAUGGCUGUUACUUCGACAUAAUUGACAAUUUGCUGAGAAGUCCUAGGAUUCAUAUCGAUCCAGAUGCUGUGCGGGCUAUCAAGCAUAUUUCUCGGCGUAAGUCGUCAUUCUGGACCUCUGGAGACGUUCUAUUUCUCCUUAGGUUUGUAUGGGUUUAUGCGAAGCAGGAGGGUUACUUUUCUCACUUCAAGAUCUGUCAGGCACUGGUCCUUGCUCUUUUGACAUCCCCCAUUUGGUUUGCUUACUGUCCUUUCAUUGUUGAUUUGAUUGGAGUUGGUUUCGGCGUGUAA
Molecule: messenger RNA, 1296 nt
Organism: Aspergillus pseudonomiae
Lineage: Eukaryota; Fungi; Ascomycota; Eurotiomycetes; Eurotiales; Aspergillaceae
Product: ankyrin repeat domain-containing protein
Exons: 1
Coding region: 1-1296 (431 amino acids)
Molecular function (GO): protein binding
Source: RefSeq, a predicted model, not a curated record